Molecule: messenger RNA, 872 nt
Organism: Dendrobium catenatum
Lineage: Eukaryota; Viridiplantae; Streptophyta; Magnoliopsida; Asparagales; Orchidaceae
Exons: 1
Source: RefSeq, a predicted model, not a curated record
GAUUGGUUGUUCUUGAUUCUGGCAAAGAAGUCGGCAGGGUUGUAGAAGGUAAGAAUCUGAGGUUGAAUGUUGAAAAGAAAUCAGAUAAUUGGAAUGAGGUGGGUAAUGCUUGGACGAAGCCGAGACAUAUUAAUAUUGAUUGGAACAGUGAAACUACUGAACUAUCGGAUGAUGGGGUAGCUGUCUUACUAAAUUCGGAGAAGGAAGAGAAGAACAAACAUGUUCUAAGGAACUCGGUGGUGAUCAAAGUUUUGGGCAACAAUGUUCCUUUCCCAAUGUGCAGUCUGGAAUUGAGAAAACAGUGGAGCAGGUAUGUAGCUUUUCACUUAACAUCAAUCGGGAUGGACUGGAUCCUUUGUUCCUUCAAGACAGAGGAAGUUGUGGAGGAGGUUAUUAAUGGUGGACCUUGGUUUGUUGGAGGUCAUAUAGUCGGAAUGGAUAGGUGGACCACUGAGUUUGAUCCUUAUUCUUUUAAAUGGAUCACUGCUCCCAUUUGGAUCCAUCUCCUCUGUCUGGCGCUGUAUUGCUGGGAUGAUGACAACAUUGCAAUAAUUGCGUCUCAAAUUGGAACGCCGAAGUAUUUUGAUGGUAAUACCUUCCGUUGGGGGAAGAGGGAGUUUGCUCGAAUAUGUGUUAAAAUGGAUUUAGAGAAUAAGCUACCAAACGGUGUUUGGGUAGAAGGAGCUGCGGGCAGGUUUUUCCAACGGGUAGAGUAUGAAAAGGUUGAUUUACUCUGUUAUAAAUGUGGUCGUGUUGGCCAUAAUCAGAAUGGAAGUCCUGUUGAAGUUGCGCAGGGGAUUUCAGAUCAAACCACGGUUGAUAAUCAGGAAGUUGCUGAAGCAAAUUCGGGGUUGAUUAAGAAGGAAUACUGA